UUGGCUCAAAGCUUAUAGGCCUCAAUGGAGAUUCCUAGGCGACGGAGCGGCGCCAAAAUGGAGGAAAGCGGAGCAGUUUCAUAACCCCCGUGUAGGUGGAGCUUGGUUUUCUGGAAGCUCCGUGGAGCUGAACGUCCAGGCACACGGGAGACGGCGGUCGGGAAAAAAAAACAUAAACCAGCGGCUGGAAAGUGCCGAGCCGCGGAGACGGACAAAGCGUCUGCACGGUGCGUUUAAAGCAAGAGCUGAACCCGCCCGUCAGGUCCACGACCGGAUGACUGUGUGCAUCCCUGGAAAAAAAAAAACUGAAGUGUAAUCCGCGAGGCUGCUCGGGAAGUGCAGAUCACUGUAACCCACCUGGAUCAGGGCUGUAACCCGAGCCUGAUGUCCCCUGUCCACCGGGUCUGUCCGGGCAUUUCCUCCUCUGCGAGCGCAACAUUGAAACCUUCGGACCAGUCGGGGCCGUUAACGGGAGCAGACACAGCGGCGGAGGAGUUUACACUAAUGUUUGUUUGACAACCACGUAUGGUGUGCUUUUUGAGACGGGAGUGCAAUACCGGGAAGCUGUGGGAAAGGCGGGGCCGAACCGGUGGACUCCCAAACUGGAUUAUUGAGCUCCCCCAGUGCCGAUUCACUCACAGCGACGCAGCGUUAUUUGGGGGGGGCGGGGGGUCGACGAAGGAGGCAACAACUGGAAUUUAGAAACCUUUCUUUGGAACUCUUUGCCGACCGCCCUGCCGCUGACUGCACGAGCGGUUCUUAGUCAGUUAUUUCGGUCAGACGGCCAGCUGCCUGUGGCCUUCCUCCCCCCCUCCAUUCAGGAGCAUUAAUCAGGUUCGGGACGCAUAUUUUGGGGAUAAUUUUUCCCCAGCCGGGGUCGGACUAUGGCGGACGACGACAUUCUCUUUGAAGAUGUGUACGAGCUCUGCGAGGUCAUCGGCAAGGGUCCCUUCAGCGUGGUGAGAAGAUGCAUCAACAGAGACACGGGGCAGCAGUUUGCUGUCAAAAUCGUGGAUGUGGCCCAGUUCACCUCCAGUCCUGGACUCAGUACAGAGGAUCUGAAGAGGGAGGCCAGCAUCUGCCACAUGCUGAAGCACCCCCACAUUGUGGAGCUUCUGGAGACGUACAGCUCAGAUGGGAUGCUCUACAUGGUUUUCGAGUUUAUGGAUGGAGCAGACCUGUGUUUUGAGAUCGUGAAGAGGGCAGAUGCUGGCUUUGUCUACAGUGAAGCAGUGGCCAGCCACUACAUGAGACAGAUCCUCGAGGCACUACGCUAUUGCCAUGACAACAAUGUCAUCCACCGAGACGUCAAGUUGAAGAGAGGGCACAAGAACAAAAAACACCACUUUGAGGAGCUUGUCUUGCUGCACAUGGAGCUAAAUUUGGGAGUCACCUCCACCGCAACGGGCAUCGGGUACCACUGCAUCAUGCUCACCCACCCUGCACCCUCCCACCACCAUCACCACCACCAUCAUGCCAGCCUGAGCGCCACGCCCAGAUUUCGUGCCGUCAUCACCGGCGUCUCUUUCUACUGGUGUCUGCUGCUUCGAGGAAUCAGCAGUGUGGGGUUGUAA
Micropterus dolomieu (smallmouth bass) is the source of this 1574-nucleotide messenger RNA. RefSeq names its product peripheral plasma membrane protein CASK-like. Gene Ontology annotation, cellular component: neuron projection; cytoplasm. The record is from RefSeq and is a predicted model, not a curated record. The coding region runs from base 885 to 1574 and encodes 229 amino acids. The transcript is spliced from 7 exons. Gene Ontology annotation, molecular function: ATP binding; calcium/calmodulin-dependent protein kinase activity; calmodulin binding. Lineage: Eukaryota; Metazoa; Chordata; Actinopteri; Centrarchiformes; Centrarchidae. Gene Ontology annotation, biological process: protein phosphorylation.